AAAUCGCACCACAUUAUCCGUUUAAAUUAUGAUGAUUAAAGAUAUUGAUUCGUCAGUGAUGGGUAGUUGGUCUCAUGAUCUUUGCUCUGAGCCAAUCAAAGAAUCAUUGGAGAGAGAGAGAGAGAGCUGUUUGCUGACAGAACAGAACAAGAGCGGCAAAGCAGCACAAAGCAUUCAAGAACAUAUCAAACCAUUGCCGCAUGGUUUUUUCUCCAUCUUGUUAAGCCACAUCCUCUGUUUGGAAAGCCUAGUGCAAAACACCAUCCCUGGCUUCCCACAUUGCAUUUGUGAAUUUUCAGGGGGGGGGGAAUGAAGAACAAAACUGGCUUUACUACUGGCUAGGAGAGGUUUUCUGCUGUGACAAGCUUCAAUCCUAGGAGUAGUAACACAUGACGUGAUCCAUUGUAAAAAUUGCAUGUGUUCUGUCUCUCUCAACUUGUUGUUUUAUACAUAAAUAAAUGGGACAUACCCAAAUCAUAUGGAGGACCACAUGCAUGCUGCAACCAGCGAUUCUUUGUCCCACCUUCUGCACCUAUAAAAAUUCACAAUAACCACCACCACCACCCAUAGCAUAAUUUUCAGCAAAAUUAUUAUUUGUUGAAAUAAUUAGUAUAUCUAGAUGACAAACUUGCCUUUUGGUAUCAAGUUUAGUUAUAUUGCUAGCAUUAUUGUGUCUGCUAUCAAUUCACAAAACAAUAAUGCUAUUGACCAUGCUUUACUAAAAACAUUUGGUGGGUUCAUGAUUCAUGAUCCACUGAUUUAAAGCCGGAAUUCUCACUCUCUAAUCACCUGGCCAACAUGCUUAACCUAGACGUUGUCUCCCCAACAGAAUUCAAAUCGCAAGUCAACUAGGAAAUAAUAUUUGAGGCAAAUGCAUGUCAUCAUCACCAGUUGCUUAUGCAUGUAAGGUGAAGGUGGCUUGAUACUUCCUCCAUGCAACAUCAACUAGUAUAAAUAUGUUAACGGGCACCAGCCAAAAGGAAAAAACACAUGUACCUUUAUGUACACGUAACUAUAUAAGCAACUUCAGAUUUUGUGAUUGUAUAACAUCCCGAAGGCCAAGCAGGAAAUAAGGAGGGGGGAAAUAUGGCAGAUAGGAGUGUUCUCCCUCAGAAAAUGAAACUUCUUCUGGCCUUAGUUGCUCUACAGUUUUGCUAUUCAGGGUUUCAUAUUGUUUCAAGGGUAGCACUAAACAUUGGUGUUAGCAAAGUUGUUUACCCAGUUUAUAGGAACAUCAUUGCAUUGCUUUUAUUGGGACCUUUCGCUUAUUUCUUUGAGAAGAAGGAAAGACCACCUCUUACUUUCUCUGUGCUGGUUCAACUCUUCUUUCUAGCAUUAUUGGGAAUCACUGCAAACCAAGGGUUUUAUCUCUUGGGAUUGUAUUAUGCAUCUCCAGCUUUUGCUUCAGCAAUGCAAAAUUCAGUUCCUGCAAUCACUUUUGUCAUGGCUUCUGCUCUAGGACUUGAGAAAGUCAACAUUUCUAGGAGAGAUGGACUAGCAAAAGUUUUAGGAACCAUUGCAAGUAUAGGGGGUGCGUCUGUCAUUACACUCUACAAAGGCCCUCCUCUACUGCAUCAGAUAACACAACAAGAACAAGGAAUAACAUCUGAAGAAGAUAUGUCUUCAAAGAAAAUGCAAAACUGGACAUGGGGAUGCAUAUUCCUGUUUGGGCACUGCUUAUCAUGGGCUGGCUGGAUGGUCUUUCAGGCUCCUGUGUUGAAGAAGUAUCCGGCAAAGCUCUCUGUCACUUCUUUUACAUGCCUUUUUGGAUUGAUCCAGUUCUUGGUCAUUGCAGCAUUUGUAGAAACUGACGUCAACCAUUGGAAAAUCCAAUCAGGAGAAGAACUAUUCACAAUCCUAUAUGCUGGGAUUGUGUCCUCUGCUAUAGUCAUUUCCCUUCAAACAUGGUGCAUUCACAAAGGUGGUCCUGUCUUUGUUGCUGUCUUUCAACCAAUGCAGACAAUUUUGGUUGCUAUUAUGGCUUCUCUAAUACUUGGUGAUCAGUUGUACUCUGGAGGGAUUAUUGGUGCAAUUCUUAUCAUGCUUGGUCUCUAUUCUGUUUUAUGGGGCAAAAUUGAAGAGAAAAGAGUGGAAAUUCAAAACAGGGAAGAGACCCUGACAAGGAACCUUCUUGAAGACAAAAAUAAAGACAAAGAAGAGGGGCCUUGUAUUGUCUGACAUCCCAUGAAUAUCCUGCCCUUUAUUUAUUUAUUUAUCUCCAAGACUGAAGAUGUUCUGAAAACGAUGGCUACUCUUAGAAGAACAAGCAGUUCUAAUGGUUUUUAGAUUAGCCCAGCAUCUCAACAUGUAUGUAUAUUUAUGGGGUUUGGUUUCUCACAGAUUUCCUCUUUUAUUUUGAAUCUUGAGCUAAGCUGGCUAUAGACUUGAACUCCAUUCAGAGGAAGUGAGGCUCUUCAAACUGUACCACUAGUAGUCUGCAACUAACUCUGUACUUAAAAAUGAUUCUAUCUGAAGAUAUAAAGCCAUGAGAAUUUCAAUGCUA
This is a messenger RNA of Populus trichocarpa (black cottonwood), 2503 nucleotides long. Its product is annotated as WAT1-related protein At3g18200. Gene Ontology annotation, cellular component: plasma membrane. Gene Ontology annotation, molecular function: transmembrane transporter activity. The record is from RefSeq and is a predicted model, not a curated record. NCBI's taxonomy places the organism in Eukaryota, Viridiplantae, Streptophyta, Magnoliopsida, Malpighiales, Salicaceae. Bases 1087 to 2178 code for a protein of 363 amino acids. The transcript is spliced from 7 exons.